UACACAACGACAUGUUGGAGAAAGGACAGCAGCUUUAUUUUUUUAUUUUAACCUGAACUGCUCUUCCUGCAGCGUCACAUCUACCGCCCAAACCUCUGCCCCGCACAAAGAUGGCCGCGGCGGCGUCCUUCAUUGGUGCAGCGACAGCUGACGUCACAGGCGUAUAUAGUGUCUAGAUGCCAGCGGCGGGCUGUCAGCGGUGGUCGGGCUCGGUGGCGGUAGGCACGGGGUGAGGUGUUCAGGCGCACACGAGCUGACCCAUUGGCGCUUGGAGUUUUUCCAUCUGAAAUAGCCAAGACACGUAACUCCAGACUGGGCAGUCGUGGGAAUACCCGAAACACCUACCUCCCAGCUCCUACACAAAAGAGUCCGGAACUCUUGAUUUUGGAGUGCCUGCCACCCUGAGUACUUUUACCACGACAAGCCGUCUUACCCCUCCUAACGCCAGCAGUAACGGAGCAUACCCCACGCUGCCCACGCCAGUGUCACUCGGAGUGAAGUCCCGCACACAAGGAACGCGCCGCCGUGGGCUGUGGGCUUGCUCCGCUUGAUGACUCUCUCCCUUUCGGCGGUCCUGCACCCGAAUGGAGCUUCUGUGCCUGGAGGACCUGCGCUUCGGAACGAGCCGCUCCCCGAAACCGGCGUCCCUCCCCUGCGGCGUGUCAGUCGCCCGGGCCCGAACCGACCCGACGCUGACCAGGGACGACCGGGUCCUGCAGAACCUCCUGUGGCUGGAGGAAAAGAUGCCGCCGUGCCGGCCUUACUUCGGCACCGUGCAGACAGACCUCCAGCCCUACAUGCGGGAGAUCCUGGCCGAGUGGAUGCUCCAGGUGUGUGAGGAGCAGAAGUGUGAGGAGGAGGUCUUCCCUCUGGCUAUGCACUACCUCGACCGCUACCUGUCCGGAGUCCCUGUGCAGAGAUCCCACCUGCAGCUGCUGGGCUCCGUCUGCAUGUUCCUGGCCUCCAAGCUGCGCGAGACCGUCCCUCUGAGUGCCAGGAAACUCUGCAUCUACACUGACAACUCCAUCACCGCCUCCGAGCUGCUGGACUGGGAGCUAGUGGUGGCGUCGAGGCUGCGCUGGGAGCUGGCGGUGGUGCUGCCCUCCGACUUCCUGGAGCUGAUCCUGGAGCGCCUGCAAAGCCUGCCCUGCGGCGGCCGGGACCUGGUGCGCAAGCACACUCGGCUCUUCAUGGCGCUGUGUGCCUUAGAUAUGAAGUUCUCCAUGUACCCGCCCUCCAUGAUCGCAACGGCCAGCGUGGGAGCUGCCAUCCGCGGCCUGCUGGUGCCAGAUCCUGCCCUCUCCGGCAGUUCCCUCAUGGAGCAGCUUGCCAAAAUCACUGCCUCCGAUGUGGACUGUCUGCGAUCCUGCUUGGAGCAGAUGGAGGAUAUGUUGCAGCGCCACCUGCCUAAAUCAUCCUGCCAACCCAGGACUCCAGAGCCUAGUCCCGUUGGCACCCCCACGGAUAUCCACGAUGUCCACCUGACUGCGUCCGGCUCCCUCCUGUCGCCCCACAGCCCACCGAAGAGAUCAGCUGGGGGAGGAGUGGACGGUCACUGAGGAGAAGGGAGACCCAUCCCGGCAUGGACGUACCCCAAGCUGAGCC
Messenger RNA from Lepisosteus oculatus (spotted gar), 1605 nucleotides. It is a transcript of the gene ccnd3, whose product is annotated as cyclin D3. NCBI's taxonomy places the organism in Eukaryota, Metazoa, Chordata, Actinopteri, Semionotiformes, Lepisosteidae. Gene Ontology annotation, biological process: mitotic cell cycle phase transition; regulation of cyclin-dependent protein serine/threonine kinase activity. The record is from RefSeq and is a predicted model, not a curated record. Gene Ontology annotation, cellular component: nucleus; cytoplasm; cyclin-dependent protein kinase holoenzyme complex. Gene Ontology annotation, molecular function: cyclin-dependent protein serine/threonine kinase regulator activity.